CGCUUCAAUGAUUACCUCACGCUCACCUUUUCACGCAAUCACUUAUCGCUUACCGUCACAAUGGCUCAUUGUUGCCCGCUGGUGUACUAAGCAUUGACUUAGAAUGCGUCAUUGCAUUGAUAGAUCAGUGACUCGGCUCGAACUCUCCCAACCAUAUAUUCGGAUCACGCUAUAGUACGCCGCAAAUUCCUUGGCUGCGUUUCUGUCCGCGUUUCUGUCCGCGCGAAGUUCAUUACAGCUGUCAUUUAAUAUUCUAUCGGCCUUCAUCUUAUAAUCAUGUAAACUAAAUCCGCAACUUCAUUCCUCCUUCGGACACGAAAAAAAAGUCCACAGCUACUAUGGCUGAAACCGACAUGGUCUUCCGUUUUGUUUAUUCCACCGACUCCGACGCUGACAUGCGGUCGUUCCGAGUGUACCAGGUGAUAGGACCAGCAUCAUAUGAGGAACUGGAACUAUACAAGUUCUUACAUUCGAUGACCGGAUCAUCUACUGGAAUCACAACUUAUCAUCGAAAGAAUAUGAAUAGUUUGAGCUUCGAGACCGCUGGACAGAUCAAGUGGAGCUCGAACACUAAUGCCACCGCCGUGUAUUUUGGCGUUGACUCAGAAGAGGUUUCUGUCAAGGAUCUCCGCAAGAUCAAAAAUGCGACUAGCCAUUCGCGCAGAUUCAAAUCUGGUACUGGUGCCGGUUACAAGUGGAAGAUUGCAGACAAUAAGACCGACUUAUAUUGCGUAGAUUCGCAAGACAAAUACAUUGCGUCGUGGUCGAAUCAAGAAAGGAUACUAAGGGUCACCCCGCGCGCCAGUGCACUACUGGAUCGGCUCGUGGUUACAUGUUUCUUGAAUGUGUGGUGCAAGGGGCUGGGGCGGUGGUAACGAGGUGUUCGAAGUGUCAGGUGUAUAUCCUUAUACUGUAUAGUAAUCAACAUAAUCGCAGUGUCUGUAAUCCGUGCUUAACGUGUUAUUACUUUUAAAAUAUAGCUUCAUCACUACUCACAUUUGACAUUUGUUUUGCGACCGGGGAACAUCACCGGGCCUCGAAC
Molecule: messenger RNA, 1042 nt
Organism: Suillus paluster
Lineage: Eukaryota; Fungi; Basidiomycota; Agaricomycetes; Boletales; Suillaceae
Exons: 5
Coding region: 339-875 (178 amino acids)
Source: RefSeq, a predicted model, not a curated record